Messenger RNA from Metschnikowia bicuspidata var. bicuspidata NRRL YB-4993, 1650 nucleotides. RefSeq names its product Rab GTPase-activating protein. Lineage: Eukaryota; Fungi; Ascomycota; Pichiomycetes; Serinales; Metschnikowiaceae. The transcript is spliced from 2 exons. The coding region runs from base 1 to 1650 and encodes 549 amino acids. The record is from RefSeq and is a predicted model, not a curated record.
AUGGCUGCAGAGCUGCAGAACCACGAGGCUCUACUCUCGCCCAAAACGCACGGGCGGUCGGAGUCUUACAACUCUCAUAACUACUCUUUUCUUGAUUUUUACGAUGUGGAAACCGCCAACGAAAUGACGUCCAUAUGCGAAAACAACUCUGGUGUCACUGCAUCCCAUGUUCUGCUUCUGCCCGUCAGAAUUAGCGCAGACGACACGCCCAACCAUACGUUGACAUCAGUUCGAAAUAGCAAAGCAUCAGCCAAUCUGGCUGAAUCUCGGGCAGGCCCCCGCAGCAAGCAGAUCUUGACCAGUGACACUGAUUUGUACGGGUUCCACAAGAACUCGCUGUUGUUUGCAUCCACGCUGGCGUCGUACAAUAAAUGGUUUAAGAGAUACCUGCUGCACGUGCUAGCCCAGAAGAGAAAAUGGGAGCUUCAAAUGAAAUCAAAUGGUUUAUCCAGCCAGUUGCACGCUCCGUGUCCGGACAGCUUCCCACCCAAAUCCGAUAAGAUCAAGAAGCUUGUCAGACGAGGCAUUCCUCCAGAGUGGCGUGGAAGUGCAUGGUUUUUCUACGCUGGAGGCAACGAGCGGCUUAACAAGAACGUGGGCGUGUACCACAAAAUUGUGACAGACACAGAGGGCACGCAUAAUAAAGAUACAGAGGUCAUUGAGCGUGACUUGCAUCGCACAUUCCCGGAUAACAUACACUUCAAGGCAAGCGGCCUGCUGGAGCCCAAAACCGGCGGCGAGCCGCCAGAAACGGCGAUGAUUUCCAGCCUCAGGAGGGUGCUUACGGCGUUUGCACACUACCAGCCGCAAAUCGGGUACUGCCAAUCGCUUAAUUUCAUCUCGGGCCUCCUUCUUUUGUUCAUGUCGGAAGAGCAUGCGUUUUGGAUGCUUGUCAUCAUGACGGAACGCAUCAUUCCCAAGGUGCACUCAGCAGAUCUCGAAGGGGUCCAUACAGACCAAGGCGUAUUGAUGAUGUGCAUCAAGGAGUACAUCCCCAAGCUCUGGGCCAUUAUAGGCAGAAACUACGACGGGUCCAUCUUGAAGGAAGACAAGAUUCUCACCAGACUCCCGCCCCUUACGCUUGUCACUUCCUCGUGGUUCAUGUCUGUUUUCAUAGGCGUUUUGCCCAUCGAGAGUGUCUUGAGAAUCUGGGAUAUCAUCUGGUACGAGGGCUCGAAGACCAUCUUCCGUGUAUCCCUAACGUUGUGUCGCUUAUGCUUUGACGACCCGAGUUUCCAAUUGAGCAGGGAUGCAAAGGGCCCAGACUCCAAUUUUGAAGCGGAGCAGAUCGAGUUGUUCCAGUUCAUGCAGAACUACCCCAAGCAGAUCACAGAUCCCAGCAUGUUGAUCGACUUGUGCUUCAAGAAAAUUGGGGGGUACGGGUACGGAUUCUUGUCGCAGAACGAGAUCAACAAGUGCCGGGAGUUCGUGGCGUACCAAAGAAACAAGCUCCAAACGAAAAAGGCAGUCUUGGGAGCAGAAAUGAGCGAGUCGGAGCGCGAUGCGCUUGCGGGCUCUGGCACGAUGGCCGAAGAGAGUAUCCAUGACGUCUACGGAUUCAACAAGUCAAUUAUGAGUGGCGUUGCGUGGAACAGGCACAUGAGCGGUAUGAUGAAGAAGAAGUUUGCGAAGAAGGGCAAGUACGAGUAG